UCCUGUGGGCUGCACCUUCUCUGCUGCCCCAGGGUAUGUCUCUAUUUACCAAUUAUGAAGGGCUUCGGCAUCAAAUAGAGAGGCUGGUGCAUGAGAAUGAGGAACUGAAGAAGCUGGUGCGGCUCAUUCGGGAGAAUCAGGAACUCAGGUCUGCGCUCAAGACUCAGGCGGGCAGCAUCAACAUCAGUACGCUUGCCAGUGGGCUUGGCGAGGUGGCAACAGGCCCUGCUCAACACCAGGGUGUCUUCUUGUCCCCAUCCCCAGCAGCAGCAAAUGAAUCAGCCCUGGAAGAAGUAGGGGUUGUGGCCCUGGCACCCCUGGUCGACAUGCUGAGCAGCCCACACCCCAGCCCUACAGCUGGCUCCCGCAUGAGCCCCCUGACCGGCCCUCUCAACAUGCUGCUUUCCAGCCCAGCUCCUGGGUUACAGAGCAGUCCGUUCUCCAGCAUCCUGAGUGGCCCCAUGAGCAGCCACAUGGCUGGUCCUAUGACUGUUUCUCCAGGGAGCACCCUGGCCAGCUCCCUGGGCCUGCCCUCCACUGGUCCCCUGCCCAGCCACCUGAUGGGUCCCAUAGCAGUAUCCCCUGGGGCCACCCUGGCCAGCUCCCUGGGCCUGACCUCGACUGGCUCCCUGCCUCCAAGCAGCCCCCUAGCAAACCCCCUGGCCACAUCUAAAAGCAGCCCCCUGAUGGCCCCUGGAGCAGGCACAGUUCCUGUCUCUCUGAGCAGCCCCCUGCUCACUUCCACCGCUGCCCCUAUAGGUGUCUCACAGAACCUUCCAGCCAACCCCAUGAGCAGCCUUGGGCUGCGGCUGGCCGAGCCACUCCAAGGAAGUCCUUCUGGGCCCCCCUCCUCAGUUGGGACAGGGCAUGCAGCUAUCUCCAAAGCACUCUCCAGUGAACACCCACAGCCCACUCACGAGCCAGAGCCCCUCAACAUGCCGUUUAUGGGCACAGCCCUCCCUCCCUCUGCCCCUGUGGGUACUGUAGCCACACCUGGUCCAAUGAUGGCCUUCUCCUAUGGCACCUCAGAUGCCCAGACCCAGCCGAGUAUUCCGCAAGGACAAAAGGUUCCUGUUUCAGUCCCCACCUCCCUAACCAGCUCCCCAGCUGGUAGAGUCCUUAACCCUACCCCUACCCCUCCCCCCCAAGCUUCUGCCAGCUGUAUCCCUUUGAGCAUUACCCAUUCCACCUCUCGGCCACUGGCCACCUCCAACUCUCCUCCACGAAACCCUCACACCCCACCUCGCGCCACGUCCUUCCCGGCUUCCAUCACGGACACCCGGGGUUCACGUACCACGGAGACAAACCGGAAAAGCAUCCUGGAGUUGGAGCGGAAACUGACUCACCGCAAAACUAGCAAAUUCCCUGAUGGCUCCCGAGAGUCAAAGCAGCUGACCUGGGAGAGGCUAGUGGGGGAGAUCGCCUUCCAGCUGGAUCGCAGGAUCCUGUCCAGCAUCUUCCCAGAGCGUGUGCGCCUCUAUGGCUUCACCGUUUCCAACAUUCCUGAGAAGAUCAUCCAGGCUUCUCUGAACCCCAAUGACCACAAGCUGGAUGAGGAACUGUGCCAGACACUCACACAACGCUAUGUGAGCAUCAUGAAUAAGCUGCAGAGUCUGGGCUAUAACGGACGGGUGCAUCCUGCCCUGACGGAGCAGCUAGUGAAUGCCUAUGGUAUACUGCGUGAGCGGCCAGAGUUGGCUGCAUCCGAGGGUGGCUCCUACACUAUGGACUUCCUGCAGCGGGUGCUGGUGGAGACAGUGCACCCUAACAUGCUCACUGAUGCAUUGCUCCUGCUCUCCUGCCUCAACCAGCUGGCGCAUGAUGAUGGCAAGCCAAUGUUCAUCUGGUGACACUGGCAUCUGGCUGGCCCAGGCUUGCUCUACUCUGCAGUCCUGUGCACAGCCAUUAAAUCUUCCCACAGAGGCUACCACUGGACCCAGGCUGUUCUGGGGUGCUGCUGCCUUUGGGUGGCUUGCCAGACUCCUGAAGCAGGCUCCUUCAUCAUGCCUGCUGUGAAGUUCCACACCCAUACCCUGGAGAGAGCUCUGCAGCAAGGCUUGGAAGCUGGCUGCACAUCAGAGCCCCCAGAUCUCCUUUCCUUGGUGGUGGAAGCAAUGAAAACUCUGAGGUUCGGAUCAAGAAGAACAAAAAUUGUGAAGGAGUGGAGCAGGCUGGGAGGGGAGUCCCUUCCUCCAUGGUAGGAACUAGGGUGCAGGGAGCUUCAGGGCCUAAAGGACAGGAAGGCAGUAGAGGGAAGAGAGCCAGAAGACAACAGUCUCACCCUCCCGGGCAGAGGACAGUCAGGGAGAUGCCAGCCCCUUUCCAAGAUGCCCAAAGUCUGGAAGCCUGGAGGUCCUGGAGCUCAGAGCUGGAGAGGGGCUCAGGCACACGGGCUGGAUAGGGAGGA
This is a messenger RNA of Octodon degus (degu), 2407 nucleotides long. It is a transcript of the gene Spatc1, whose product is annotated as spermatogenesis and centriole associated 1. The transcript is spliced from 5 exons. The record is from RefSeq and is a predicted model, not a curated record. NCBI's taxonomy places the organism in Eukaryota, Metazoa, Chordata, Mammalia, Rodentia, Octodontidae. Bases 36 to 1850 code for a protein of 604 amino acids.